Messenger RNA from Dromaius novaehollandiae (emu), 1264 nucleotides. It is a transcript of the gene METTL23, whose product is annotated as methyltransferase 23, arginine. The transcript has 5 exons. Bases 379 to 1101 code for a protein of 240 amino acids. NCBI's taxonomy places the organism in Eukaryota, Metazoa, Chordata, Aves, Casuariiformes, Dromaiidae. The record is from RefSeq and is a predicted model, not a curated record. Gene Ontology annotation, cellular component: cytoplasm; nucleus.
GCGCAACGCGCUGCGCGCAGGGUCAGGCAGGCAGGCAGCGAGGCAGCCGCGCCCGCGGGGCUCUCCCCUCUGCCUGGGGCGUGCCGCCGCGCUGCCCCCGCCGGGCCGCCCGGGAGAUCCCGCGCCUGCUCUGCCCACGUGACCGGGGCAACGGGAGCCCAGCUUGAGACCUGAUUCGGGCUAAGCUGGACGCUCGGCCGGGCCGCGCAGGCCCCGUGGCGCCACCCCUCACCGCCCGCCGCCGUGAGCUCCCGGGGGGCAGGGGCGGGCGCUCCACAGUGACGCCACCCCGGGAGAAGGCACCGAUUGGCCCGCGCGGCCUGGCGCUGUACGUGGCUGCCUCCUAUUGGCCCGCGGCGGCGCGGCCCGGCGGCGGCCAUGGGGGAGCCGCGGCGGCGGCCGCGCUCGGCGGAGGGACCGACGGGCGGCGAGCGGCGGUACCGCUUCGCGGACGGGCCGGAGAGCGGUGAGCGGCGGGCGGCGCUGGCGCUGCGCGUCCCCGAGGUGCUGGACUCCCAGUACGGCCUGUACGUGUGGCCCUGCGCCGUGGUGCUCGCUCAGUACCUCUGGUUUCACCGCACGACGCUGCCUGGCAAGAGGGUGUUGGAGAUCGGAGCAGGCGUCAGCCUACCUGGUUUAGUAGCUGCAAAGUGCGGUGCUGAAGUUAUACUAUCAGAUAGUGAAGAGCUACCUCAGUGCUUGGAGAACUGUCGAAAGAGCUGUUUGAUGAAUGACCUGCCUGAUGUACCUGUUAUAGGUCUCACUUGGGGCCGGGUAUCUCCAGAGCUGCUCUCUCUUGCUCCUGUGGACAUUAUUUUAGGAUCUGAUGUCUUUUUUGAACCAAAAGAUUUUGAAGAUAUUUUAACUACAGUUUACUUCUUAAUGGAAAAGAAUCCACAUGCUCAAUUCUGGACUACAUAUCAGGUCCGAAGUGCUGACUGGUCUAUUGAAGCUUUGCUCUGCAAAUGGAAACUGAAGAACAGCCACGUUCCACUACACUCAUUUAACGCAGACAAAGAGCACUUGGCCAGCUCUUCUUUACCAGGAAGACAUACAAUUGAAAUGAUGAUCAUCUCACUAGCAAGAUCAGAUGGUACUUAAGUUUAUUCCACUUGUUGAUUCCAAUACAAGAUGAUACUGUAGCAUGGAUCUGCAGGAAACAGUCUGAUUUGCAGCAAACCUCAUGCAUAUUUCUUGGGAAGCAGAUACCUUUAGCAUUUUUUUUUUAACAUGCAUUGUAAAAAUAAAGCUGUUCAACUCUUCA